Molecule: messenger RNA, 2078 nt
Organism: Oncorhynchus masou masou (cherry salmon)
Lineage: Eukaryota; Metazoa; Chordata; Actinopteri; Salmoniformes; Salmonidae
Product: nucleus accumbens-associated protein 1-like
Exons: 2
Biological process (GO): regulation of transcription by RNA polymerase II
Molecular function (GO): RNA polymerase II cis-regulatory region sequence-specific DNA binding; protein binding; DNA-binding transcription factor activity, RNA polymerase II-specific
Source: RefSeq, a predicted model, not a curated record
UUUAGAUGCACUAUUGUAAAGUGGCUGUUCCACUGGAUGUCAGAAGGUGAAUUCACCAAUUUGUAAGUCGCUCUGGAUAAGAGCGUCUGCUAAAUGACUUAAAUGUAAUGUAAAUGUUGUAUGUUUGAGAGAAUAGGUUAUGGGCAAUUCAAACAAACCCACAUUGUAUUACUGUAGGAGUAGGAUAUUUACACAGAUGUAAACACACAUUUUACAAUCAAAUAACAUCUCUGAAUUGGUUUUAGGCCUAUAUAAAUAGCAGAUAGAAGUGAUAUGCUUUCACUUUUCAGAACAAGCUGUGUGUGUAUGGGCAUUGACAUUUGCUACAUAUGGAUAAGUAGGCUUUUUCAAAUAGUAUUUUAAGGGUCUCCUUUCUGCUCAAAACACACUGUAAAAUGGUUUACUUUGUCUGAAUGACAAAUGAAAGUGUUAGGUUCACUUCAGUUGCUUCCAAAUGGGUAUCAUCACUAAACAUGUUUGUCCAUUGGAGGGUGCUGUCUGCUAGUGUUAAGGUCAGUGAUGAGCUGAUAGGAUUUCCUCUCCGUAUGAUGGGUGCUAUGGUUGGGCUUUAUUUUACAGCCCUCUAUUUACCUGGUGUCCUUAGAAAUUAGAUGGUAAUAAUAGUUAAAUUGCUGGAUAAUUAGGCCCUCCUUCUUAGUGGUUUCUCAUUGAUUGUAACAUGCACCACUAGUACCAUGUUACUUGUUAUAGUGAACAAAAAUAUGAGCUCAACAAUUUCAAAGAUUUUUACAGAGUUACUGUUUAUAUAAGGAAAUCAGUCAAUUGAAAUAAAUGAAUUAGGCCCUAAUCUAUGGAUUUCACUUGACUGGGCAGAGGUGCAACCAUGGGUGGGCCUUGGAGGGCAUUGGCCCACCCACUGGGGAGCCAGGCCCAGCCACUGGGGAUCCAGGCCCAGCCAAUCAGUUUGUUACACACACAAAUGCACCUCCGUUUCAUCAGCUGUCCAGGUGGCUGGUCUCAGACAAUCCCCCAGGUAAAUAAGCCAGAUGUGGAGGUCCUGGGCUGGCGUGGUUACAUGUGGUCUGCGGUUGUAAGGCUGGUUGGACGUACUGCUAAAUUCUCUGAAACAACGUUGGAGACGGCUUAUGGUAGAGAAAUGAACAUUCAAUUAUCUGGCAACAGCUCUGGUGGACAUUCCUGUAUUCAACAUGCCAAUUGCCCACUCCCUCCAAACUUGAGAUAUCUGUAGCAUUUUGUUGUGUGACAAAACUACACAUUAUAAAUAGCCUUUUAUUGUCCCCAGCAAAAGGUGUAACUGUGUAAUGGUCAUGCUGUUUAAUCAGCUUCUUGAUAUGCCACACCUGUCAGGUGAAUGGAUUAUCUUGGCAAAGGAGAAAUGCUCACUAAAAGAGACAUACAAAAAUUAUUCACAACAUUUGAGAGAAAUAAGCUUUUUGUAAGUAUGGAACAUUCCUGUGAUCUUUUAUUUCAGCUCAUGAAACUUGGGACCAACACUUUACAUGUUACAUUUAUAUUGUUCUUCAGUGUACCAAUGGUGUUGGAAUCCAUGAUAUAGGUUAAGUACAGGGCAUUACUGUUUGUUGCUUCAUUAGGUUGGGGACAAACGGGUCAGCCUCAUGCAGAAGAUUGGUAACUGAUUUAAUUGGCUCUUUUAAAAUAUGUUGCUGAUAUCUCUCUCCCUCCAGACCCUGUGGUGGUGUGCGUAGCGCACCAUGGCCCAGACCCUUCAGAUGGCGAUUCCUAACUUUGGCAACAACGUCCUGGAGUGUCUGAACGAGCAGCGUCUCCAGGGGCUCUACUGCGAUGUCUCCGUGGUCGUCAAGGGACACGCCUUCAAGGCUCACCGUGCCGUGCUUGCGGCCAGCAGCUCUUACUUCCGGGACCUGUUCAGCACUGGGGGAGGCAGCGGCUCCAAGACCCCCACAGUGGUGGAGCUCCCCCCGGCCGUCCAGCCCCAGAGCUUCCAGCAGAUCCUGGCCUUCUGCUACACAGGCCGCCUCAGCAUGACAGUGGGAGACCAGUUCCUCCUCAUGUACACCGCAGGCUUCCUGCAGAUCCAGCAGAUCAUGGAGAAGGGCACAGAGUUCUUCCUCAAG